CACUUUCAGCAAAUUGAUGGUGUAGCCAUGGGAAGUCCAUUAAGACCGUUAUUACCUGAUGUAUAUAUGUUACUUACUGAACUAAUGGUUCAAGAUCUAAUCACCAAUGUCAUACUCUAUAGAAGGUAUGUGGAUGAUAUCUUUGUAAUAUGUGACACAGAUGAGGAUGCUAAGAGGUUGUUAAAAAGGCUUAAUACCAUACAAGAUCAUAUCAGUCUGACAUGUGAGGAAGAAAAAGACCAUCAACUUGCAUUUCUUGAUAUACUCUUGUGCCGGAGGGAAGAUGGAUCUAUAAAACGAUCAAUACAUAGGAAGUCUACUUGGACAGGACAGUAUUUGAAUUUCCAUAGUUUUUGUCAGAUGAAAUAUAAUAGAGGCUUGGUAAGAUGCUUGUUCAAUAGAAUCCAACGUAUUUGUACAUCUGAUACGAUGGAUGAUGAGAAUAAGUUUCCGACAGACACUCUAGUGGAAAACGGUUAUCCAUUACAGUUUGUCAACCAUUGUAAAAAACAGUUGACCCCAAAGCCUACAGUUUCCUCGGUCCUGAAAGAAAAGCAUAUUUCUUAAAGUACCAUACAGAGGGGAAACAAGUAGUAUUAUAUUGAAGCAGAGAUUAAAAUCUGUUAUCAGUAAAACAUACUAUGCAGCUCAGCUUAUCAUUGUUGAGACGACAAAACACUGCCUUCGCCAUAAACCUCAACCUCGCACAAAUGAUUACACCACAUCCUACUGCGUUUACCAAUUUACAUGUAUGUGUGUGCACACAUACAUAGGGAGGAGUAAUCGUUCAAUGCAGACUAGGGUGGGUGAACGCAUCCCAAAUGGCUAGAAAAACAGUUUAACACACAAACUUUGAUAAGUGCAGGUGACAGACAUCCAUCGUCAUCUAUAGCAAAACAUAUUAUUGAAAUGAAUCACAGGGUUAAUACGAAAACAGCGUUUAAGAUAUUAUACAGGAAUAAUCAGGGGGCAUACUGAAGUUUGCCGAAGCGUUAGCCAUUCGUAAACUUAAUCCCCCACUGUGUGUACAAAAACAAUUUGUUGUUUCACUUAAUUUACCUUGGUAAUCCUUGGCAAUCUGAUUAUAUUACCAAGACUAGUGUCACAACCUUUUCAUAUUCACUAUAUUUGACCUUUAAUUUUCAUAUAUAAAUUGACUUGACAAGUAAAUGUGUGAUUGAGCAGAUAUUUCGAAAUGUAUUGCGCAAAUACAUCACAUUGCUCAGAUAAUCUUUGUCUUCUAAUAGCGUUAUCGAAAUUCCAUAUUAAC
Molecule: messenger RNA, 1270 nt
Organism: Heterobilharzia americana
Lineage: Eukaryota; Metazoa; Platyhelminthes; Trematoda; Strigeidida; Schistosomatidae
Source: the annotation of a GenBank genome assembly